CAAACAUAGUAACGGAGUCAUCUCCACACGAACGACGAAACGGACGUGCUGCAGGUGUGUAAGUGCUCUGGGUGCUCUGUUAUUGUUUUGACGUCUUACUGAUUGAAGCACCAGGAGAUGGCUUCCUCCUCAUCCGCGGUCGCGAAGACCUCGAAAUACACGUACCGGUCGACCGGCGGUGGUACCGCCGAUGUCAGCAUCGAGUACUCUGCUGAUUUAAGUGCGCUCACUCGGCUCGAGGAUAAAAUUCGUCUUCUUCAAGAAGAUUUGGAGUCUGAGCGAGAACUCCGUCAACGAAUUGAACGUGAAAAAGCUGAUUUAAGUGUACAAGUAAUCCAACUUUCUGAACGUUUAGAAGAAGCUGAAGGUGGUGCUGAAAGCCAGUUCGAAAUUAACAAGAAACGCGACACUGAAUUAUUGAAAUUGAGAAAACUUCUCGAAGAUGUUCAUUUGGAAUCUGAAGAAACAGCUCAUUUAUUGAAAAAGAAACAUCAAGAAAUUAUUGUUGAUUUCCAAGAUCAAAUUGAUCAACUUUCAAAAGCUAGAGCCAGAACCGAAAAGGAAAAGGCUAAAUUCCAACAAGAAGUCUAUGAAUUGUUAGCUCAAAUUGAAUCUAUUUCAAAAGAACGUACAGCAUCAUUCAAGCAUGUUGAAAAACUUGAAAUCCACAUCAGUGAACUCAAUGUUCGCAUUGAAGAACUUAACCGCACUGUUGUUGAUAUUACAUCACACAAAACACGUCUUUCACAAGAAAACAUCGAACUUGUCAAGGAAGUUCAAGACUUGAAAGUAAACAUUGAAAACGCUACUUACUUGAAAUCUCAAUUAGCUACACAAUUGGAAGACUGUCGCCGUCGUAUGGAAGAUGACGAACGCAGACGUUCAGUCCUCGAGGCCAACUUACACCAAGUUGAAAUCGAAUUAGAAUCUGUACGUGUACAACUUGAAGAAGAAAGUGAAGCUCGUUUAGACCUUGAAAGACAACUUGUCAAGUCUAACGGUGAAGUACAAGUAUACAAGAGCAAAUACGAAUCUGAAGCUGCUGCCCGCAUUGAGGAGGUUGAAGAAAUCCGUAAGAAAUAUACCAUCCGCAUUAGUGAACAAGAAGAACACAUUGAAACCUUAUUGGUUAAGAUCAACAAUCUUGAAAAACAAAAAUCACGUCUCCAAAGUGAAGUUGAAGUAUUGAUCAUUGAUUUAGAAAAGGCAAACAACACCGCUCGGGAAUUACAAAAACGUAGUGAACAACUUGAACGUGUCAAUGUUGAACUUAAGAGCCGUCUCGACGAAACUGUUCAACUCUAUGACCAAAGCCAACGUGACUUGCGUAACAAACAAUCUGAAGUACAACGUAUCACCCAUGAAUUGGACAAAACCCGUGAACAAAAAGAUUCAUUGGCCCGUGAAAACAAGAAAUUGGGUGAUGAUUUGGGUGAUGCUCGCAAUCAAAUUUCUGACUUGACCCGUCGUCUUCAUGAAUUAGAACUUGAACUUCGCCGUUUGGAGAACGAACGUGAAGAACUUACUGCUGCUUACAAGGAAGCUGAAGCUGGUCGCAAAGCUGAAGAAGCACGUUCUCAACGUCUAUCUGCUGAAUUCAACCAAUUCCGUCAUGAUGCUGAACAUCGCUUACGAGAGAAAGAUGAAGAGAUUGAUGCUAUUCGUAAACAAACUAGCAUUGAAAUUGAACAAUUGAAUGCCCGUGUUGUUGAAGCUGAAACCAAAUUGAAAACUGAAGUAACCAGAAUUAAGAAGAAGUUACAAAUUCAAAUCACUGAAUUAGAAUUGUCUCUUGAUGUCGCUAACAAGACCAACAUCGAUUUACAAAAGGUUGUAAAGAAACAAUCACUUCAAUUGACUGAAAUCCAAGCCCAUUACGAUGAAGUCCAAAGACAAUUACAAGUUACUUUAGAUCAACUUAGUGUCUCACAACGUCGCAUCCAAUCUCUUACUGCUGAAUGUGAAGAAAUCCGUGGCAAUUACGAAUCUGCCCUCCGCGCUAAGAGACAAGCCGAACAACAAUUCGAAGAAGCCGCAAGCCGCAUCAAUGAAUUGAACACAAUCAAUGUUAACCUUGCCACAAGCAAGAGCAAGAUUGAACAAGAACUCACCACACUUGCUAGUGAUUACGAUGAAGUUUCCAAAGAAUUAAGAAUCAGUGAUGAGAGAUACCAACGCGUCCAAACUGAAUUGAAACACACAGUAGAAAUUCUUCAUGAAGAACAAGAACGAAUUGUCAAGGUUGAAGCUAUCAAGAAAUCAUUGGAAAUUGAGGUUAAGAACUUGAGCGUUCGUUUGGAAGAAGUUGAAACUAAUGCAAUUGUUGGUGGUAAACGUAUUAUUAGCAAAUUAGAAGCUCGUAUGAAGGAUCUUGAACUUGAAUUGGAAGAAGAAAAGAGACGACACGCUGAAACCAUUAAGAUCUUACGCAAGAAGGAACGUUCCGUUAAAGAAGUUAUGAUUCAAUGUGAAGAAGACCAAAAAACAAUUUCUUUGUUACAAGAAUCAUUGGACAAAUCCAACCAAAAGAUUGCCAUUUACAAACGUCAAUUACAAGAAACGGAAGCAACAUCUUCACAAAGUGUUACCCGUGUCCGUCGUUUCCAAAGAGAACUCGAAGCUGCUGAAGAUCGUGCUGAUACUGCUGAAAGUAAUUUAUCACUUAUCCGCGCUAAACACCGAACCUUCGUUACCACUAGCACUGUUCCUGGAUCCCAAGUAUACCUUGUACAGGAAACAACCCGUCAAAGCUCCACCAACAUUAUGGAAUAGAUUUCAUAAAAGAACGUUAUUUUAGAAAACAAAAUAUCAUUUUAAAAUGCGUUUAUGUUAACUAACGCACGCACGCACACAUAUCCAGUUUACUUA
Messenger RNA from Chrysoperla carnea, 2868 nucleotides. It is a transcript of the gene Prm, whose product is annotated as paramyosin, long form. The transcript is spliced from 9 exons. The record is from RefSeq and is a predicted model, not a curated record. Gene Ontology annotation, cellular component: myosin complex. NCBI's taxonomy places the organism in Eukaryota, Metazoa, Arthropoda, Insecta, Neuroptera, Chrysopidae. Bases 118 to 2772 code for a protein of 884 amino acids.